Messenger RNA from Lagopus muta (rock ptarmigan), 3443 nucleotides. RefSeq names its product Tu translation elongation factor, mitochondrial (gene TUFM). NCBI's taxonomy places the organism in Eukaryota, Metazoa, Chordata, Aves, Galliformes, Phasianidae. Gene Ontology annotation, biological process: mitochondrial translational elongation. Gene Ontology annotation, molecular function: translation elongation factor activity; GTPase activity; GTP binding. The record is from RefSeq and is a predicted model, not a curated record. Gene Ontology annotation, cellular component: mitochondrion.
AUCUGCUCCUAUGGGCCCCAAAUCCGCUCCUAUGGGUCCCAAAUCUGCUCCUAUGGGCCCCAAUUCUGCUCCUAUGGGCCCCAAUUCUGCUCCUAUGGCCCCAAUUCUGCUCCUAUGGGCCCCAAUUCUGCUCCUAUGGCCCCAAUUCUGCUCCUAUGGGCCCCAAUUCUGCUCCUAUGGCCCCAAUUCUGCUCCCAUGGGUCCCAAAUCCGCUCCUAUGGGCCCCAAAGCUGCUCCUUUUGGACCCAACUCUCCUUUUGGCCCCAAUUCUGCUCCUACGGGCCCCAAAGCUGCUCCUAUGGGCCCCAAUUCUGCUCCUAUGGGCCCCAAAUCCGCUCCUAUGGGCCCCAAAGCUGCUCCUAUAGGCCUCAGUUGGGGUCUUUCAGCCCCAGUUCUGCUCCUUAUGGACCCAAUUCUGCUCCUAUAGGUCCCAAAUCCACUCCUAUAGGUCCCAAAUCCACUUCUAUAGGCCCCAAAUCCGCUCCUAUGGGCCCCAAAUCCGCUCUUAUAGGUCCCAAAUCUGCUCCUUUUGGUCCCAAUUCUGCUCCUAUGGGCCCCAAAUCUGAUCCUAUGGGCCCCAAAUCCGCUCCUAUGGGCCCCAAUUCUGCUCCUAUGGGCCCCAAAUCUGCUCCUAUGGGCCCCAAAUCCGCUCCUAUGGGCCCCAAAGCUGCUCCUAUGGGCCCCAAUUCUGCUCCUAUGGGACCCAAUUCUGCUCCUUUAGGCCUCAGUUGGGGUCUUUCAGCCCCAAUUCUGCUCCUUUCAGCCCCAAUUCUGCUCCUAUGGCCCCAAUUCUGCUCCUAUAGGUCCCAAAUCCACUCCUAUAGGUCCCAAAUCCACUUCUAUAGGCCCCAAAGCUGCUCCUAUGGGCCCCAAAUCCGCUCCUAUGGGCCCCAAAUCUGCUCCUAUGGGCCCCAAAUCCGCUCCUAUGGGCCCCAAAUCUGCUCCUUUAGGCCUCAGUUGGGGGUCUUUCAGCCCCAAAUCUGCUCCUAUGGGCCCCAAAUCUGCUCCUUUUGGACCCAAAUCCGCUCCUAUGGCCCCAAUUCUGCUCCUAUGGGCCCCAAAUCCGCUCCUAUGGGCCCCAAAUCUGCUCCUAUGGGCCCCAAAGCUGCUCCUAUGGGCCCCAAUUCUGCUCCUAUGGGCCCCAAAGCUGCUCCUAUGGGCCCCAAUUCUGCUCCUAUGGGCCCCAAAUCUGUUCCUAUGGGCCCCAAAUCUGUUCCUAUGGGCCCCAAAUCCGCUCCUAUGGGCCCCAAAGCUGCUCCUAUGGGCCCCAAAUCUGCUCCUAUGGGCCCCAAUUCUGCCCCUUUUGCCCCAAUUCUGCCCCUUCUGGCCCCAAUUCUGCUCCACUACGCGCACACCGACUGCCCUGGGCACGCCGACUACGUCAAGAAUAUGAUCACAGGCACGGCCCCCCUGGACGGCUGCAUUCUGGUGGUGGCGGCCACCGAUGGGCAAAUGCCUCAGACCAGGGAGCAUCUGCUGCUGGCCAGGCAGGUCGGGGUGCAGCACGUGGUCGUGUACCUGAACAAAGCGGACGCCGUGUCGGAUCCGGAGCUGCUGCCCCUGGUGGAGCUGGAGCUGCGCGAGCUGCUGGCAGAGCUGGGCUACGAUGGAGAGGGGACCCCGGUCAUCGCUGGGUCUGCGCUGUGCGCCCUGCAGGGCCGUGACCCCGCUCUGGGUCGGGAUUCGGUUCUGCAGCUGCUGGACGCCGUUGAUCAGCACAUCCCACUGCCGCCACGAGACCUGGAGCGGCCCUUCCUGAUGCCCAUCGAGGGCGUGCACUCCAUCCCCGGCCGCGGCACGGUGGUGACCGGCACGGUGGAGCGCGGCGCCGUCAGCAAAGGAGAUGAAUGCGAACUGCGGGGCUACGGCCGCGUGCUCAAGACUGUCGUCACCGGCCUGGAGACGUUCCAUAAGAGCCUGAGCCGGGCCGAAGCCGGGGACAACGUGGGAGCUCUGCUGAGGGGGCUGAGGAGGGAGGACGUCAGGAGGGGGAUGGUGAUGGGGGCACCGGGGGUCCUGAGGGACCACCGCAAGGUGCAGGCGCAGGUCUACGUGCUGAGCGCUCAGGAAGGCGGUCGCCACAAACCCUUUGUGUCGCACUUCAGCCCCGUCGUUUUCUCCUACACCUGGGACAUCGCCGCCAGGGUGCUGCUGCCGCCCGGAAAGGAGCUGGUGAUGCCAGGCGAGGACACGACGCUGGAGCUGCUGCUGCGGCAGCCGAUGGUGGUGGAGGAGGGGCAACGCUUCACCCUGCGCGACGGCUCGCGAACCAUCGGCACCGGCGUCGUCACGGCGACGCUGACCCCCAGCGCCGAGGAAGAGGAGGCCUCCUGGGGCUGAGCCUGUCACGACGCUCUAUCGCGAUAGCGCCCCCCCCCCCCACCCCUUCCCCCCACCCCCCUGGACACCGGGAAGGGCUUCGGUCGUGAUGCGAGGCGCAACGGUGCUGGCUAUCGCGAUAUAUCGCCAAUAUCGCAGCGAAUGUCGUGACGGCAGCGGCGAGUGUCACGAUAUAUCGCGAUAUAUCGCAGCAAAUAUGAUGGCGGCGGCGAAUGUUGCGAUAUAUCGUGAAUAUCGCAGCGAAUAUCGUGACGGUGGCAGCGAGUGUCGCGAUAUAUCACGAUAUAUUGCACCAAAUAUCGUGACGGCGGCAGCGAGUGUCGCGAUAUAUCGCGAAUAUUGUGAUGGCAGCGGCGAGUGUCACGAUAAAUCGUGAAUAUCACAGUGAAUAUUGUGACUGCGGCGGCGAGUGUCGUGAUAUAUCGCGAUAUAUCGCAGCAAAUACCGUGACGGUGGCAGCGAGUGUCGCGAUAUAUCACGAUAUAUUGCACCGAAUAUCGUGACGGCGGCGGCGAGUGUCGCGAUAUAUUGUGAAUAUCUCACUGAAUAUCGUGACAGCGGCGGCGAGUGUCGCGAUAUAUCGCAAAUAUCGCAGCGAAUAUCGUGACGGCGACAGCGAGUGUCGCGAUAUAUCGCGAAUAUCAACUGAAUAUCGUGACGGUGGCAGUGAGUGUCGCGAUAUAUCACGAAUAUCGCAGCGAAUAUCGUGACAGCAGCAGCGAGUGUCGCGAUAGCGGCGCCCAAUAUUGCAAAGUGGGCAGCCAGUGUCGCGAUAGCGGCGCACAGUGUCGCGAUGGUGGCGCCCAAAUAUCGUGAUACUGGGCAGCAAUACGGUGAUAGGGGCGAUAGAUGUCGCGAUAGCGGCGCCAAAUGUUGUGAUAUUGGCCCCUGUCGCGACGGUGAUGCUGCCUGGGGCUCCAUUGCGAUACGGGGACGCUGUCGUGACAGGGCAGAACGGUGCUGACUGUUGCGACAUGGGCACCAAAAUAUCGUGAUAGCGUCACCAAGUAUCGCGAUACAGAUGCUGCGAUAUUGACGACCAAUGGGGGGGGGGUUGAUGUGGGACCGGUGACGGUAGCGCAAUAAAGACACUGGAACUGUGG